This is a messenger RNA of Vitis vinifera (wine grape), 1643 nucleotides long. Its product is annotated as probable pectate lyase 13-like. The record is from RefSeq and is marked provisional. Gene Ontology annotation, molecular function: pectate lyase activity. Lineage: Eukaryota; Viridiplantae; Streptophyta; Magnoliopsida; Vitales; Vitaceae.
GGGAAGAUGCUUCGUAACACCCACAUUGUCUUUAUAUGCCUUCUGGGCUGCCUCUGCCCCGUUAUAACAGCCACUGAUCUCCCCCAUCAACACCCCAAUCCUGAAGCUGUGGUUCUACAAGUUCAAAGGAGACUGAAUGCGUCUCUUGCAAGGAGGGGCUUACUGGGUGUCCAUGAAAAUGACCAGGUUUCAUGUCUCACCGGCAACCCCAUCGAUGACUGUUGGAGGUGCGACCCCAAUUGGGAGGCUGAUCGCCAACAUCUGGCCGAAUGUGGGAUUGGGUUCGGUCAGCAAGCAGUUGGUGGCAAAGGUGGUCAAGUCUAUGUGGUCACUGACCACUCCGACUCAGGGAAUCCGGGUUCGCUCCGAUACGCUGUCACCAAACCCGAGCCACUUUGGAUUAUUUUCUCCAGUGAUAUGCUGAUAAAACUCAAGAGAGAGCUUAUAGUAAACAGCUACAAGACUAUCGAUGGACGAGGCGCAAAUGUUCAAAUCACGGGCGGUGGCUGCAUUGGCCUCAAAUACGUUACAAAUGUUAUCAUACACAACAUUCAGCUUCAUCAUUGUGUCCCCUCGGAAUCGGACGGUGAUGGGAUAUCCAUCAUGGGGUCAAGGUACAUCUGGAUAGACCACUGCUCCCUCUCCUAUUGCAAGGAUGGCCUGAUCGAUGCCACAUUGGGUUCCACCGCCAUCACCCUAUCAAACAACUACUUCUCGCAUCAUGACAAAGUGAUGCUCCUGGGUCGAAGCGACGGCGACGAGAUGGAUGAUGGGAUGCAAGUGACGGUGGCCUUCAAUCGCUUCGGUGAGGCGCUGGAGCAGAGGAUGCCAAGGUGCCGGCGGGGGUACUUCCACGUGGUGAAUAACGAUUACACGCAAUGGGGGAUUUAUGCCAUUGGCGGCAGCGCAAGCCCUACUAUUAAUAGCCAAGGCAACCGUUACACAGCACCACCGUCCACAAAUGCCAAGGAGGUGACGAGGCGUAUGGAUGCAAAAGAUGGAGAUUGGGCACGUUGGAAUUGGAGAACAGAGGGAGACAUAAUGGUCAACGGCGCAUACUUUGUGCCCUCUGGCGAUGGUUUGGGUGCUCAGUUUGCUAUGGCUUCUAGCGUGGAGCCCAAAUCUGCAGGCUUCAUUGAUCAACUCACCAUGAAUGCCGGUGCCCUUCCUCCCACCAGUGUAGUUGGAAGCAUACCAAAUGGUCAAGUACCCAAUAGCAUACCGAAUAGUCAAGUACCCAAUGGCGUACCAAAUGAUCCAGUACCCAAUGUUGGCGGAACUAACGGGGAUAAUGGUGGUCUAGGGUCCUACAGUGGUGGUGCUGGGGCUAAUUCCGGUUAUGCUGGUGGUGGUGCUGCUUCUGGGUCCAAUUAUGGUGAUGGUGGUGGUGCUGCUGCUGCUGGGGCUAAUCCCGGUUAUGCUGGUGGUGGUGCUGCUUCUGGGUCCAAUUAUGGUGAUGGUGGUGGUGCUGCUGCUUCUGGGUCCAAUUAUGGUGAUUGGAAUUUCUUUGGAAUGACACAUGGGAGCGGUGCACCGCGGCUGCCACCUCCAUCAACCACCUCCGUUCUUUCAGCUCCUUUUGUUACUUUAUUCCUGUACUUUAUUAUCAACUAUGGUUGUUGUAUAUUACCAUUGUAACCUAG